UGCUAUUUCCUUAUCUCUCACACUAGCGGAUCAGCUGCUAGGCAUGGAGGAAUUAACUCCCAUCACCUCACUGCGGUCACUGAUACUGGAUCUGCCGCCGAGUUGUGCUGAGUUUUGCCCGGCGCAUCCCGAGUAUUUGGUUGUGGGCACGUACAAUUUGCAAAAGGACGAUAAUGCUGAGGCUGCAGCAUCGGAGGAUCAAGAGGAGGGUAACGCUCGGGCAGCUCCCAAGCCCCAGAGCCGGAAUGGCAGCCUUGUCGUUCUCAAGACCGAAGGCGACGACAUGUAAGGCUGCAAAUAUGACAUGUCUGCCCAGGACAGUUAUGAGAU
Molecule: messenger RNA, 330 nt
Organism: Trichoderma asperellum CBS 433.97
Lineage: Eukaryota; Fungi; Ascomycota; Sordariomycetes; Hypocreales; Hypocreaceae
Source: RefSeq, a predicted model, not a curated record